Cuscuta epithymum is the source of this 2279-nucleotide messenger RNA. The record is from the annotation of a GenBank genome assembly. Lineage: Eukaryota; Viridiplantae; Streptophyta; Magnoliopsida; Solanales; Convolvulaceae.
AUUGAAGUACUCAGGGUAUGUGUUUUCAUGAAAUUUUUGAUGAAAAGGAAGCACUCCCGAGAACUCAUCAUACUCAUCACCCCCAAUCCUACGUCACCGGAAGCAGCGCAUCGGCGACGACCAAUGGCUAUCAGAUCAAGUGGUCGUAAAAUAUCCUUCAAUAUUCUCACAGCCUCAGCCAACGGAGACGGCGACGAUAUUGAAUGGCUCUCAACUGCAGCCGCUGCUCUUCACCGAUCCAAGUCCGAUCCUCCCGACCCCCGCCAAAAGCCCCACAAGAAGAAGAAAAAGAAGAAAAACCAGAGUAAGGUGAUUGAACAUUCGCCGGUUUCUGAAAGUCUCAUUUGCUGUGAUGUAGCGGCCCAACGGGAUGAAAGUAAUUUCACUAUUAGCUCGGUAGUUGGGACGCAGCAUAGCGAACUGCGGCAGAGGAAUGCGGUUUUGAGUGGAGCGAAAGAAGAGGGAGUGACGUCGUUUCCCCUUAACAAGGAAACCGAGAGGAAUGGAGAUGGAAAGAGCGAAGCUGAGAAAGUGGAACGUAAUGCAAGGGGGGAAAUGGUGAAUGGAGGGGAUGUGAUUAUGGGGCGUAAUUUGGAAAAAGAGGUCUCUCUGGACUGGAAGAGGUUGAUGGCUGAGGAUCAAAACAAUGAGUUUCAUGUGGAGAAGUCACCAGUGAAGUUUUUAGUGGAAGAGAUGUAUGCUGGAAAUUCUUUAAAAAGCACAGUGUGCCUCGGUAAUGAGAAAGAACGAGAGAGAGUGUAUGACACGAUAAUCCACCUACCUUGGAGGUGUGAACUGCUUAUUAAUGUGGGAUUUUUUGUCUGCUUGGAUUCAUUUCUCUCAUUGCUAACUAUUAUGCCAACAAGGAUCAUCACAACCUUCUGCAAGUUUUUGAAAACUUGGCAGUUAAGUAGACCUUCAACAGCUCAGCUUUGUGAUUUUGGCUGUUUUGUUACACUGAUUAUUGGGGUCACCCUAUUACAACAAACAGAUAUAAGUUUAAUAUAUCAUAUGAUUCGGGGUCAAGGGACAGUCAAGCUUUAUGUGGUAUACAAUGUGUUGGAGAUAUUUGAUAAGUUAUUUCAAAGUUUUGGAGGUGAUGUUAUGCAGACUUUAUUUACUACCGCUGAAGGGCUUGCAACUUGCUCAUCGGAAAACAUGCAAUAUUGGCUAAGGAGAUUCAUCUUAGAUGAAAUCGUAGCUGUGACAUCGUCAAUUAUUCAUUCAUUCAUCUUGUUAGUUCAGGCCAUUACUUUGUCAACGUGCAUAGUUGCUCACAACAAUGCAUUGUUUGCAUUGCUUGUGUCAAACAACUUUACAGAGAUAAAAAGUAAUGUCUUUAAGCGCUACAGUAAGGAUAAUGUUCACAAUCUUGUAUAUGCUGAUGCUGUCGAGCGGUUCCAUAUUUCUGCAUUUCUAUUGUUUGUUUUGGCUCAAAACAUACUUGAAGCGGAAGGUCCGUGGCUUCAAAGUUUUAUUUAUAAUGCCCUUGUUGUGUACAUAUGUGAAAUGAUGAUUGAUAUCAUCAAACAUUCUUUUGUUGCGAAAUUCAACAACAUAAAGCCCAUGGCAUUUUCAGAAUUUCUUGAAGAUCUAUGCAAACAGACUUGGAACCAGCCUGAAAAUGCCAAGAAUAACCUGGUUUUCAUUCCUUUAGCGCCAGCUUGCGUUGUAAUUAGAGUGCUACGUCCAGUUUAUGCUGCUCAUCUUCCAUAUAGUCCCUCUCUCCUGGAGAUUGUUUUUGGAAUUUUUCUCCUGUCAGCAUUGACCUUUAUCAUGCUAGCCAGCCUCAAAAUAUUAGUCGGUAUGGGGUUGAAGAAUCACGCCGGUUGGGUAUAUAAAAAGAUGUCAGAGAAGGAAAAAGCUUCAUACUGACUGACUGGCUGGCUCAUCUUGAUUUGAUGGAAAAUAUACUUUCAGAAAGAACCGUUGUACCUUACUCUGACAUUAAGGUUGGGAAUGGAGGGAGAACCGCUUUUUGAUGUGCUAUGCCAAGCAUGAUGGUUGCUUAUGGAGAUAUGUCUUGCAAAGCUGAUAGCUGAAGUUUGUAUAUGCCUUCAAAUUUUGCUUCAUGGAAAAGACAACUAGUUGAGAAUACACACAAUUGUUAUCGAGGGAUAAAGAGAACAUUUGAACGAAAAUUUUGUCUAUAAACUGCUUUCAGUCAUUGGUAAUUUAUACAGUUAGUACAAUGUGGGCAGGUUUUCACCCAUUUACAACAUGAUUUGGAAUUUAGUUCAACUAUAGAAUAGAGAAUAUUCUAAUGUGAGAUGAUUUGC